Molecule: messenger RNA, 1050 nt
Organism: Paramecium sonneborni
Lineage: Eukaryota; Ciliophora; Oligohymenophorea; Peniculida; Parameciidae
Source: the annotation of a GenBank genome assembly
AUGGGAAAUAAAAUACAAAUCCAACUCAACUCCAAAUUCUAUUUUCCAAACCAAACUAUCUAAGGUAUAUAAUAAAUCCAUUAAAGGAAUGGUUAUAAUAGAGGAAUCUUAAGAUAAGUUAAAGAAUAUCUCCUAGCUCUAUAUACAUUUGUAAGGAGAGGAAGUAUGGGAGAAAGGAUUCGUUUGUAUGGAUUCAGAUGAUUCUAACAUUUUCUAUUCAUAAUUUAAGCUGCUUAAAGAUAUUAAUGAGGAACGUAAUCCAGAGGAUUAGAAAUUGAAAAUCCAAAAAACGAUUGCAAUUCCAUUCACAUAUACUUUACCUGAUAAUAUACCAGGUUGUAUGAGAAGAGAGAAAGGUUACAAAUUAAGGAUUACUUAUUCUCUGUCCCUUAUAGCUGAAACUUUAGAAUUGUAAAGAAUUAAUCUUCUAUAAUUACCUAUUGUUAUUAACCAAUAUGCAAAGAAAAAUAAUAUUGUUAAAAGUAUUUCAAAUAGUCGUGAUAUACGUGGAUAUUUAAAUACAUUUCAAGGAGUAUUUACUUAUAAUCUUAUUUAGAUUUCAAAAUUAGAAUGCAAAUAUAGCGGAGAAGAAUUUUCAAUUGGAGAUUCAAUCAAUUUAGAAUUACUAAUUGAUCUGAGAGAAAGUAAAUAGUAUAUUCAAGAAAUUGUUAUUUCCCUCAAUAAAAGAACAACUAUCAAUGAUAAAGAACCAAAAGUUAUCAUAGAAUAAAUUUAAAAAUUUAGUUUACCUGGAAUUGUCUAAGGAAUUGUUUAAACAAUCCAAAAAUCAAUAGUACUCUUCGAUUUUUAUAAAAAAAUGGAACUUUCAACCACAGGAUAAUUAAUUAAAAUUGAUUACUUAAUCACAAUCUAAGCCUAUUCAACAUUAUUUAAUUUUAAUAAUAAUGAUUUGAGAAUAGAUAUCCCUAUCAAUUUAUUCCAAAGAGUAAUCAAAUAAAAUGAUUUACAAUUUCAAACCAACCAAGUUAGAGAUUUAUUCCAUUUAUAUGAUGUAAAUAAAUUAAUUGUUGUUAGGUCGUAAGACUUUGA